This is a messenger RNA of Hypanus sabinus (Atlantic stingray), 2944 nucleotides long. Its product is annotated as general transcription factor II-I repeat domain-containing protein 2A-like. NCBI's taxonomy places the organism in Eukaryota, Metazoa, Chordata, Chondrichthyes, Myliobatiformes, Dasyatidae. The record is from RefSeq and is a predicted model, not a curated record. The coding region runs from base 132 to 1289 and encodes 385 amino acids. The transcript has 2 exons.
UGAUUGAGUUGAUACCUCUAAAAGACCAAACACGGGGGGAGGACAUCUGUGAGGCUGUCUUGAAUUGUUUAAGAGCCAAAGGAAUAAAGACCACCCAUCUGGUGUCAGUAGCUACUGAUGGGGCACCGAAUAUGACGGGAACGCACAAGGGAUUUGUGGCUUUACUGCAGAAGUCGCUGGACAGAAAGCUGCUGACUUUUCACUGCAUCUUGCACCAAGAGGCACUGUGCGCUCAAACAUUUCCUCCGGAAUGCACAGAAGUAAUGGAUGUUGUCAUUCAGAUUGUCAAUAAAAUAAUGGCAAAAAGUUUAAAUCACCGUCAAUUCCGUUUGUUACUGGACGAGCUGGAAAGCGCAUAUUCUGAUCUCCUGCUGCACAACAAAGUCCGGUGGCUGUCCAAAGGGGAGGUGCUGAAACGCUUUGUCGCGUGUCUGGAAGAAGUGAAAACUUUCCUGGGCAGCAAAGGGCUCACCUUUCCUGAGCUGGAACAGCCAGAGUGGCUGGAAAAGCUACACUUCAUGGUAGACAUGACAGCGCACCUGAACACGCUGAACACAGCUCUUCAGGGGAAAGGACGUACAGCCCUACAGAUGUUGGAGGAUGUUUUGGCAUUCGAGCGCAAGUUGACAGUGCUUGCCAGAGAUUUACAGAAAGGCACUUUGUCUCACUUCCCCAAUUUGAGAGAGUUCAAACAAGGUCACGACAUGAUAAUUUCGGAGUAUUUACAUUCUGCAAUCAUCGCAAUGCAAACAUCGUUUGGGAAACGCUUCUGUGAGUUCAGAGAGGAAAAAAACACAUUAUCCUUCCCGGUCACUCCCUUAAGCAUCGAUCCUUCCCUACUGAAUACGACUGCAUUGGCAGGUGUGAGUCAACCUGAUCUUGAGAUGGAACUGGCCGACAUAGCCGACAAAGACAUAUGGGUGUCCAAGUUUAGACGCUUGACAGCAGACCUUGAAGAUGUUGCCCGUCAGAAGGCCGUUCUUGCUCAGAAUCACAAAUGGAGUGAUAUUGAAAACCUUCCAAAACCGGACAAACUUGUGUUCGAAACAUGGAAUGCUAUGCCCGACAUUUAUGUAAACAUGAAAAAGUAUGCGCUUGGAGUCCUGUCGAUCUUUGGAUCCACAUAUGUAUGUGAGCAGGUGUUCUCCAACAUGAACUUUAUUAAAAACAAACAUCGCGCACGCCUCACAGAUGACAGCUUGCGAUCCUGUGUAAAGAUGAAGGUGACGUCAUACAGCCCUGAUGUGCAGACGCUGUGCGCUGAGGUCCAGGACCAGAAAUCCCAUUAACCAAGCUGACAGCUGGCUGAUGAUAUUUUUGGUUUGCUGCUGGCGGAAAAUUUAAGUUCGGCGUUUUUCAUAAAUACAAGAAGGACUCAAAUAGACAUUGAGUAUUUUACUUAAAAGUAACUUUCAACCCAACGUCUUUUUUUCGGAGUUCAAAAUGUUUUUGUUGCAUGCAGAAAUGUAAUUUCGUUUUCUCUGCAGGAGUUCAUCAAUUUCAUAAAUGCAACACAUUAUAGUUUGUUUAUACAUAGCAUAAAGGCAAAAAAAACGUUGUAUGCAGUGUUAUUUCAUUUUAAAUGUCAAACGGGUUUUGCGGCUCCCAGUGUUUUCUUUUCUGUGGGAAACGGGUCCAAGUGGCUCUUUCAGUGGUAAAGGUUGCUGACCCCUGGUUUAAGGGCACAACUGCCGUCUUUGGGGGGUUUUGGGUGGGCUGCGGUUUCGGAUGAGGCGGGGCUGGAGUUGGUGUAUGCGGUUUGGAACUUGUUGAAGGAAAGAGAGUGGGGAAAGAUUGGGAAUUGCUGGGAGGGGGUUGCCCAGGUCUUGUAAUGGCAGACAAGGCGAGAGGAGGGGCUGAGGGAACGAGUGGAGAAGGAGCGGGAUAGGGUUUUGGGAUCAGAGGUAGGCAGCUGGGGAGAAAUGGAUUAUUGUGAAGGGAGAAAUAAUUGGAAUGAGGAGAUAGUGAGGGGGUGGAUGAAUGAAAACUGAGACAAAGGGAAUGACAGUGGAGAGAGUUCUGAAAGUGAGGAAGAUGAACAAGUUCAGAGAGGAGGUGUUGUCAUAAUUAGGUUUAAUGAGAAGGCGCAAGGACACAUGAAGAAAAUUAACCCGUUUGUGCGAACAACGACUCUGGCAAAUAAGAUAGGGGAAAUAGUAUUUGCAAAAGUCCCUAAUGAUGGCAAUCUAUUGAUAAGAUGUGCGAAUGAGGAACAACUUGAGAAAGAACUCAAGCUAAAAGAGAUAGGAAAAUGCAAGGUGGAAUAUACAGGGAGGGUGGGAGCACGAAAUGGUGGUUGUAAAGGAGUGAUUGCGGGUGUACCAAUGAGUAUAAACAUGGAGGAGUUGAAGAGGAAUAUCAAAGGGGGAAAUGUAAUUAAGGUUCUAAGACUGAAAACAAUAAAGAAGGGAAUGAAAAAGAAAAGUGAAUCAGUAUUAAUUGAAUUUGAAGAAGAAAGAGUGCCAAGGAAAGUGUUCCUGGGUUUCAUGAGUUACCCAGUAAGGGUAUAUGUGCCAAAGCCAUUGAAGUGCUAUAAUAGUCAAAGGUUUGGACACAUAGCUAAAAACUGUAAAAGGCAGAGGAGAUGUGCUAGAUGUGGGGGUGAUCAUGAAUAUGGAAAGUGCGGAACAGGGGUGCAACCAAAAUGCUGUAAUUGUGGAGGAGCUCAUAAUGUGGCGUAUAGUGGGUGUGAGGUUAUGAGAUGGGAGAAUAAAAUUCAAGAAAUAAAGUGAAAAGAAAGAUCACUUAUGCAGAAGCUGUAAGAAUGUCAAGAGAACAGAAUAAUGCUCCUAAUGACCAGAGAGCAAUAGGGAUGCAAGAGAUGCAGCAAAAAACAAAUGACAGGAUUUAUGUAGAAAAAAAAAGCUCUAGUAACAUUCAUUGCAGGAGUCAUUAAUAGCACAGCUGAGGUAAAGACAAAAAGUGACAAAAUUCAGCUGGUGGU